This is a messenger RNA of Rubroshorea leprosula, 5441 nucleotides long. Lineage: Eukaryota; Viridiplantae; Streptophyta; Magnoliopsida; Malvales; Dipterocarpaceae. The record is from the annotation of a GenBank genome assembly.
AAAAGAAAAGAGAGGAAGAAGGAAAAAGGAGAAAAGGAGAGGAACAACAAGCUUCAAGCUCCCUUAACAAUUCUCGAAGUUUCAAGCCUCAGCCUCCUGCCAAGGGUAAGCUCCAAAUCCAUGUCAAGGAGGAAAAGUUUCAAGUGCAAGUCUUAAAUCCCUUGAAUGACAAGAACAAGCUUAAGCCCUUGCCCUUCAACCUCAACCUCUUGCCAAGGGUAAGCUCCAAAUCCAUGUCAAGGAGGAAAAGUUUCAAGUGCAAGUCUUAAAUCCCUUGAAGGACAAGAAAAAGCUUAAGCCCUUGCCCUUCUAAAAUUCAACUGUUAAUCAGAGGAUCAUGCUGCUCUAAGACGUGUUACUCUUCAAACCCCAAGCACGUGCACUGCAGCACUCCAAAUCAGAGAUUGUUUCCCAUUUUUCUUCAAGUUUAUAAUAAUUUGUAUUUAUUUUGCAAAUCAAUACAUAUUAUUUGAUUUUUCAAAUUUUUGUGACCACACAUCUUUGGCGACUCCACUGGGGAAAUCUCUGCCUCUCAUCUUUCAGUUGAAGAAAAAUUCCACCAUAUCUUUCUAGGUAUGGCGGACUCAAAGCAAGCUAUAACUCCUCUUACAACUCGAAAAGUUCAAAUCUUUUCCAAUCAAUCUUCCUUGCUGACUCGUGCCAAAGCGCGCAUGACGAGAUCCAAGUUGGUCUCCCCCUUGAGGCAAUUCACUAGAAGACGUCGUAAGGAGGCUGCAAUGAAAAAACAAUCAUUAGCCAUCCAGUCGCCUUUCCAGCCUGUGAAGGAUGUUGAGUACUUCUCUUCAGAAUCUAGUGAAGGUGAAGAACUAAGUCUCAAGCCCAGUCAUGGGUCUGCUUCGAAGUUAAGGUGGGCUGACAAUCCUUCAUCAUCGUUUGAGUCCCUCUUACCUGCCUUGGUUACUGAAGCGACAUCCGGUGACCCAGAUGCUCUCCUCAAGGCUAAUAACCAAGUAGCAUCAAGCUCAGUCACUAAAAAAGCCCUCGAAAACAAGGAAGACUCAUUAAGGACUUCAGAUCGAGGUAAGAAAGUCACUACGGAGGAAAGCUUGGAGCAACAAAAGCAAAGGCAACUAGAUCGAACAAUUCUCCAAGGUGCUUUCCGUGACCCUACUCAUGCUACUGUGGCAUCUCUUACAUUUCCACAACUUAAACUUUUAGUUGAUGAUGUGAUUCGAGCUCGGCAAGGAGGGAACUCACAAUCCUCACUUAUGUAUGCCAAGCCCUAUACUCGUAGGAUUGAUAAUCUAAGCCUACCAGACGGCUACCAGCCACCAAAAUUCCAAAAGUUCAAUGGGAAAGGCAACCCAAGGCAACACGUCGCCCAUUUUGUCGAAACAUGCAACAAUGUUGGCACCUAUGGAGACCUCAUGGUGAAACAGUUUGUCCAGUCCUUGGAGGACGCAGCCUUUGAAUGUACCAAGCGUACUGUUAGCCUGCCUGAGCUUGCUAACACCAAGCAAAAGAAAGAUGAGUCUGUGACAGCCUUCAUUGAAAGAUGGAGGUAUCUUGUCCUAAAUUGUCGAGAAAAGAUUAAAUUGGCCACUCGUGCCCAUGACCUAGAAAUUCAAAUUGCUAGGCAUGAUAACUUUCUUCCAACAGACACUUGUGAUAAAAAAGAGUCUCGAAAAGAUGUGAAGAAGGAAGUGAAACCUUUAAAAGCAAAAGAAACUAUGGCAGUCAUAACAGUGCCUGUGAAGAUCUCACGACAAAAGCCAAAGCCAAAUCCUAAACAAGCUCUUAAGUGCCCAGAGGAAGUUGGGAGAGUAAAUGAUCCAAAAUACUGUAAGUAUCAUCGAAUUGUGAGUCAUCCAAUCGGUUCCGCUGCCACCAAUGUUGCCAUGGUUUCCUUUGGAUCCUUUAGUCCAGUUCCACUCUUGCCUGUGCAACCAACCCCACUAAUGGUUCAGCUUAAGGAGUUUGCUCCCCAUCUGCCCAAGGGGGCAAUUCAAGUUAAAUUUCAAACAGAUGAUGAAGAAAAGAUAGCCUAUGCUUAUCCUAGCAUGCCUAUGUUUGGAGGUUCAAGCUCUCUUUCUUUAUAUGACCUUAUGACGGUGAAUCUUGAAGAUUGGGAAUCAUCAUCUGAGUCUGCAGAUGAGUUCAAUCACAAAGGAGGAGGCGUCAUUCAAGAACCACACUACCAUCCAUCCAACAAAAUUAUUCAUUUCUUUCAGCUUUGCCAGCUGCACCAAAAAAUCAAGAACAACGUCAGGGAUAUUUUUUCUGAUGAGGAAGUAUCUGUUAAUAUCACAAGUUUCAAGAUAGAAAACGAACCAUCAUUUAAAGAAGAAGCUGAGGGUUCCAAGAGCCAAUCAAAUGAUCCCGAAGUUGAUGGAAGUAUAGAGAAAUGGAAGCAACUUCCAUCUGAUUUACAAUUAUCCAAAGCCUUGCAGCUUUCAUGGGAUACAUGCCUUGCUCUUGUACAAGCUAUGCCUCUUUAUGUGAGUGGUAUUGUUCGAGACCACAAAGUGAAUCGAAUUUUGAUUGAUGAUGGAUCUGCUGUUAACAUAAUGCCAAUUUACAUCAUGAAGAAGAUUGAGAUAACUAUCGAUGAAUUGACUAGCAGUAAACUCCUAAUCCAAGGCUUUAACCAAAAGGGCCAACGUGCAAUUGGCAAGAUCCGCAUCAAUUUCCAAAUCGCAAAUAUGGCAACCUUAGCUUUGCUCCAUGUCAUAGAGGCUAAAACAUUAUAUGAGCUUCUUUUAAGACGAACAUGGGUUGAUGAAAAUGGGGUGAAAGAGCCUUUCACAAAAGAAGAGUCCCAUUUUGCUGAUGCCAAAUUUUAUGAAAAGGAAGAAGAUGGUUUUGAAGCUCUUCCUAUCAAGAUGCCACAAAUAAAGCAAAAGAAUGACGAAAAAAUCGUUGUUCACCCUAUAAAAGAUCCAUUUUCAAGUUUUGAAGUUCAUCUUUCAGUAGAGGAUGUGAAGGUGCUCAAGGAAGAUUUUGUGCUUCCAUUGUUUGCACUCUCUAAACUGGGCAUUUCUAAUCCAGUCAUAAAAGAAAUGGUUGAAACAACCAUAGAACAUGAAAAGCAACCUCAAAGAUGGUUUGAUCCUCGUGCUCAAAUGUUGCUAAAAAGGGCUGGCUUCAAAGAAGGAGAGUCUCAGCAACUUGGGGAUUUGAACUCUAUCCUCACAGGGACUCCACAACUACAAGUUUCAGCCCUGGAAAGGAUUCAACAAGAAAAUAUCCGAGUGUCAGUUUUUGAAAGACUAGGGCCUGCUCCUUCACUAUUGACAAUCCAAGAGAAUCAUUCUCAAAAGCCUUCAGUCUUUUCUAGACUUGGUGCUAAGCAGCAGAACAACAAGAAAGCAUCUAAGGGUCAGAAAAUUCAGAAAAACAAGAACAAGUCUCUACAAAGAAAGAAGUAUCAAUGGAGGCGUAAAGAUGUCCUUAAUGGGCAAGAGAUCUCAAAGCCUUCCGUUCAGGAGGUAAAGGCAGUUGAAUCAAACCAUGUCUCAAUUGAAAAAAUUUCUAACUUUGAUUCUUCAGAUGAAGAACCAAAUCCAGCCCUAGAAGCCUUUGAGGAGGGGGGACAAGCUAUUACUGACGAGCUAAAGCAACGGAACUUGGGUACAGAGGAUGAUCCAAGACCCAUUUUUCUUAGUGCAUCGUUGAGUUUGGAGGAAGAAGUAAGAUAUGUGCAACUACUUACUGAGUACAAGGAUGUGGUUGCAUGGUCUUACAAAGAGAUGCCAGGCUUAGACUCAAAAGUAGCUGUUCAUCGUCUAGCCGUGAAGCAUAGGGUAUGCCCAGUGAAGCAGUUGCAACGACAUUUUUGUCCAAACCUUAUCCCACAAAUUGAAGCUAAGGUUGAUAAGUUGAUUGAAGCCGGUUUCAUUCGGGAGGUCCAUUAUCCAUCCUGGAUUGCGAACAUUGUUCCAGUUCAUAAAAAGAAUAGACAACUCAGGGCAUGUGUAGAUUUUCGUGAUCUAAACCAAGCAUGGCCAAAAGAUGAUUUUCCGCUUCCGAUCAUAGAGCUUAUGGUGGAUGCAACCAUGGGGCAUGAAGUUUUGUCGCUUAUGGUGGAUGCAACCAUGUGGCAUGAAGUUUUGUCCUUUAUGGAUGGAUUCUCUAGUUACAACCAAAUUCGCAUGGAUCCUAAGGAUGAGGAGCUUACAACUUUUCGAACACCAAAGGAUGUUUGGAUGGAGAUGAAUCAAUUCCAAGUGGUUGAGGAGGCGCAUUCUAGAAUUUGUGGAGUUCAUCAGUUUGGUCCAAAGCUUCACUACCGAAUAAGAAGAAUGGGAUACUACUGGCUAACAAUGGUAAAGGAUUGCAUGGAAUAUGCAAAGAAAUGUGAAGCAUGUCACUUUCAUGCAACCUUUAUCCAUCAACCACUGGAGCCUUUACAUCCAACAAUAGCAUCAUGGCCCUUUCAUGCUUGGGGUUUAGAUGUGAUUGGACCCAUUACACCAAAAUCUUUAGCCGGGCAUGCAUAUAUCCUGGCAGCAACUGAUUACUUUUCCAAAUGGGUGGAAGCUGUACCUUUGAGACAAGUCAAGAAGGAAAAUGUUUUUGACUUUAUUCGAUUCAAGUUUGCCCAACAUUUUUCCUCUACGUACAAUGCUGCUGUGAAUGGACUAGCAGAAGCUUUUAAUAAAACCCUUUGCAAUAUCCUUAAGAAGAUUGUUCCAAAGUCCAAGCGGGAUUGGCAUGAAAGAAUUGGUGAAGCACUUUGGGCGUAUCGAACGACUCAUCGUACUCCAACAAAAGCAACUCCUUAUUCCCUUGUGUUUGGAGUUGAAGUUGUUCUCCCUUUGGAAUGCCAAAUUCCAUCUCUCAGGAUUGGCAUUCAAGAAGGUCUUACUGAUGAACAAAAUGCCAAGCUCUAUCUCCAAGAACUAGAAGCCUUAGAUGAGAAAAGACUGGAGACCCAACAACACUUAGAGUGUUAUCAAGCCAGAUUGUCUAGGGCAUUCAACAAGAAGGUCCAACUAAGGGCAUUUCAAGUUGGAAAUGUGAAGUUAGCUGUUCGAAGGCCAAUUAUCAUCACUCGUCAUUUAGGGGGCAAGUUUACUUCAAAAUGGGAUGGUCCUUAUAUCGUGACAAAAGUUUACAGUAAGGUUAAAACCCCUUUUUGGUCCCUGAACUAUUGUACGAACCUCGAUUUGGUCCUUGAACUAAAAAAAUCCCUGAUUUGGUCCCUACUGUUUACCAUUUUUACCCCGAUUUGGUCCUUCUGUCAAAUAUCAACCUACGUGUCCUGUUACUUGAUGGGAAACGAUGACAUGUAAAAACAUUUUGACACCUAUGAUGUACAGUGUGAUGAAAAAAUGAGAUGGCAAGAAAAAAAUCUUAAAAAAUUUCUUAUUCCUUUUUUUUUUUCUUCGUUUGUUUUUCCUUUUUCCCUUUCUUCUUCCUCUCCUUUCCUUUAACCUUUUGCAAACCCUUACUCCUAAUAUUAAAUUCGAGGAUAACCA